AUCCAGACCCGAGCUUCGAAAUCUUGGAAAAACACCAACCCACUAUUUCAGAUCGAGUGAAGGAGCGAGUAAGAUAUCAGGAAAAGAGGCAAGCCGGUUUGGAACAAAUUAAACGUGCCAAGAGUGACCGAGCAAGGAAUCUUACUGCCUCACAACAAUCUCCUUAUACAGAAAACAGCACGGCCAAA
Eruca vesicaria subsp. sativa (arugula) is the source of this 188-nucleotide messenger RNA. Lineage: Eukaryota; Viridiplantae; Streptophyta; Magnoliopsida; Brassicales; Brassicaceae. The record is from the annotation of a GenBank genome assembly.